This is a messenger RNA of Capsicum annuum, 1038 nucleotides long. RefSeq names its product increased DNA methylation 3. Bases 202 to 804 code for a protein of 200 amino acids. The transcript has 3 exons. Gene Ontology annotation, cellular component: nucleus. The record is from RefSeq and is a predicted model, not a curated record. Lineage: Eukaryota; Viridiplantae; Streptophyta; Magnoliopsida; Solanales; Solanaceae.
GUGAGUUUCUCUAACAGACACGUACUCCUGUCUGUCACUAUUCCAAUGUCAUAACUUUGGCUCCAGAUUAAUGAACAUCAAAGAUUAAGAAAAAACUAAUGCAAGAAAAGGGACAAACGAAUUAGUUUGGUAGUUGGAUAACUGUUGAAUGCUUACAGUAUGUUUCUGAUGAAAGAAAUGGUGAACAUUAAAAGUCAGUGAAUGUCAAACAUGGAAUGCUUACAUCCUGAAAAGAAGGUUAAGAGAAUAAUUUGGAAGCGGUCCAAGGAGAAACCGGAUGGGGAAGAUUCUGCUGAAAACUGUACGUCAUUGAUGAAGAUGGAAGGCAACGUUAAAAAGAGGCCUUAUUCUGAUUUAAUGACCAAUGAUUUUGACGGGCCUUGCAUGAUGUCCCUUCUCCCACUUCCGAAUUUGGAAAAAUGUUACUCUGGGGCCCCUGUUGUCUUGACUGGAACAGCAUGCAAAGGGCCAACUGGACCACCUGUUGGAGUUGUUGAUAUUGGUGUUAGCAGAUCUGCUUACUAUUUUCGUAUUGCUCUACCUGGAGUCAAGAAAGAUCCUGGAGAUUUCAACUGUGAGAUUGAGAAAGAUGGAAAGGUCCUUAUUCGAGGGGUGACAUCAACUGGUGGAAGAACUGUCUCAAGAUAUUCUCGGGUCUUUGAAAUGAAAAUUCAGCAACAAUGUCCAUCUGGAGCUUUCACCGUCUCCUUUAAUUUGCCUGGGCCUGUCGAUCCGAGGAUGUUUUCGCCAAAUUUCAGAUCUGAUGGCAUUUUUGAAGCUGUUGUAGUGAAGUACGAACCAUAGCUGGUCGGUCAUGUAAACAACCAUUUAAGCCAGAACCUACCACACCACAUAAAGCUGUUUGCACUGAAGUGUUGUUGAUAUGGAUUAGUGGUGGCUAAUGUGCUGUGUGUACUGAACUUGUAGAUUUUGUAUGGUUCAGACAAUGACAUGUUUUUGCAAUGUAAAUAGCACAAAAGUACAGUUCAAUUGAUCCACUGUUUCAUUUUGGUUCACCAAAACAGCAUAUUACUGCAU